UCAAUUUUUUCAUUCGCGAGAGUUUCAUCUAAUUAAACGGUUUUAAGUCUGUUAAUUGUUAUCCAAUUUUAAUUCAAUUAACUUUAAUUGUUUGACUAAUUGUUCAUCUAAUUCAAUAGAAAAAUGAUCAUCUCCCGUUUAGCUCGAACAUCUAUUCAAUUACAGAAAAACCGACCGGUUAUUGCUGUUCUGUCCACCAGAAAUGCAUCUUCAUCUGAGCUUAAAGAUAUUGUUGGUGCAAAGAUCAGCGAGCAUGCCAAGAAAGUUAAAAAUUUCCGAGCAGCCUAUGGUAGUAAGGUUGUUGGUGAAGUUACCGUUGACAUGAUCUAUGGUGGAAUGAGAGGAAUCAAAGCUCUUGCUACUGAAACCUCAUACUUAGAUCCUGAAGAGGGUAUUCGAUUCAGAGGUUAUUCUAUUCCUGAGUGUCGUGACCUUUUACCCAAAGCUCCAGGUGGUGAUGAACCUUUACCCGAAGGUCUAUUUUGGCUUUUAUUGACCGGUGAAGUGCCAACCACUGCUCAAGUUAAACAAUUAUCAAAAGAGUGGGCUGCUCAUGCUGAUUUACCUUCUCAUGUAGUUACAAUGUUGAAUAAUUUUCCAGCUCAUCUUCACCCAAUGUCCCAAUUUGCGGCUGCCGUCACUGCCUGUAACACUGAAUCUGCUUUUGCUAAAGCUUAUUCAGAAGGUGUUCAUAAAUCAAAAUACUGGGAAUACACAUUUGACGAUGCAAUGAGUUUGAUCGCUAAACUGCCAACAAUUGCUGCCACCAUUUACCGUAAUCUUUAUCGUGAUGGUUCAUCAAUAGGAGCUAUUGAUUCGAACAAAGAUUGGUCAGCUAAUUUUGUUGAUAUGUUAGGUUUCAAGGAUGAAAAAUUCACUGAAUUGAUGAGAUUAUAUCUCACCAUUCACAGUGAUCAUGAAGGAGGUAACGUAAGUGCUCAUGCCGUUCAUCUUGUCGCUAGCGCUUUAUCAGAUCCAUACCUUUCAUUUGCUGCUGGUAUGUGUGGUCUUGCCGGUCCACUUCAUGGUCUCGCUAACCAAGAAGUAUUGAUUUUCAUCACCAAAAUGCAACAGCAAUUAGGUGAUAACCCAUCUGAACAACAGAUUACCGAUUUUUGCAAGAAAACCCUUGCAUCAGGACAGGUUAUUCCUGGAUAUGGUCAUGCUGUUUUACGUAAAACUGAUCCUCGAUACACAGCGCAACGAGAAUUCUGUCUCAAACACUUACCAGACUAUCCAAUGUUCAAAUUAGUCUCAACAAUUUACAAAGUUGUUCCUCCCAUUCUCUUGGAAACUGGUAAAGUUAAGAACCCUUGGCCAAAUGUUGACGCACACAGCGGUGUCAUCCUUCAGUACUUUGGUCUUAAAGAGAUGAACUUUUACACUGUUCUUUUCGGAGUAUCUCGAGCUCUUGGAGUUACCGCUUCAACGGUCUGGGAUCGUGGACUUGGAUUACCCAUCGAACGCCCCAAAUCAAUGACUAGCGAAGGUUUAAUGAAGAUGGUUGGUGCUUCGUAAAUAAUUUACAUGACUAUAGAUUAGAGAACAAUAAAAAGAAAUCAAUAAAUUAUGAUUUAAAGCUAUACCAUUAACUAUUAAACAUAAUCACCCAGUACACCAAUGCCACAGAAUCAUCAAUAACAUCAACAACCAGCAGCCUAAAGAAAAGUAAUUUAGAAGCCAAUCAAGGAUAAACCCGUCGCAGAAUCUAUUCUCUUCCUCUCUCUUUCUCUUUCUCUAUCUCUUUUCUUUCUAAAUCUCAAUCUCUCACAAACCAUUAUAUCUCCCUCUUUUCUCUCUCUCUCUCUCGUUACCUUUCUCUUUUUCUCACUCCUUCACUUUUACCAUCCUCUUUCUCCCCAUUUUUUUUCUGUCGCUUUUUCUAUCCCACCCCAAGUCUAUUCAAAAGGCAGUAAAUUAUAAUUUUAAGCUUCUACAGCAGAGGAAAAAAAAUUCACUUCUCCACUUAAUUGUCGUAAAAAUUUAUCAGAUCUUACCGAAAACUGAGAUUCUUUGUAAGAAACAAAAACACAUUACGAAUAAUAACAUCUAAAUGAACUAUUAUAGCAAUACGAA
Panonychus citri (citrus red mite) is the source of this 2076-nucleotide messenger RNA. RefSeq names its product probable citrate synthase 1, mitochondrial (gene kdn). Bases 124 to 1518 code for a protein of 464 amino acids. Gene Ontology annotation, cellular component: mitochondrial matrix. Gene Ontology annotation, biological process: tricarboxylic acid cycle; carbohydrate metabolic process; citrate metabolic process. The record is from RefSeq and is a predicted model, not a curated record. The transcript is spliced from 6 exons. Lineage: Eukaryota; Metazoa; Arthropoda; Arachnida; Trombidiformes; Tetranychidae.